GUUUGGUGCUGUACGUACAAACAAAACAUCAAUGCCCAAUUAUGACUGGAUUCUACAGCCAAUAAUGGUACUGUUAUGUGCUGCAAUCUCGGAGUUUCUUCAAUAUCAGAGUGGAUAAAUAGUGGAGCAUGGGAAUAUUGAAGCUCUUUACAGUGGAGAAAUCAUUUGCAGUAGGCUUAAUCGUAGAUUAGUAGUGGAAUAGUCGUUGUUAUAUUGUGCGUAUAAUAGUGUCCUUGUCGGAAUAUACUCGCGGAUCUAUUCGUUAUUGGCACUACAAUUUCCUAGAGAAGACUCAUAAGUUAUUAAUACAGGCAUUGUUUUCCCUCGCGUUUUAUGGCUUUUGUCCCACAGGUCUGACCAAUUAUGUAGAUUCUCUGCGUUGUUUCGGAGAAAUUGCUCUAAACCUUGCGAGCUAGAUUAUUUCAAAUUGUCUUCAUAUGGAGUAAUAUUGUAGAGUGUAGAGAAAGUGCACUUAUGUGUUAAGCAUGCUUGGAUAAUUACGUGGAAUUACGUGAAAGACAUCAGCAUUAUGUCUCGUUUUCCGUUGAGGCCGGAUAUGUGGCUGACCGGAUGUCUGGCGACCCUGCUGCUAGUGCUGGCGGCCUUCGUGGUUAGUGGCGAUCUGGCCCCGGAUGGCCGACCCACCAUUAGUGUCCCGCAGGUGUUGCAAUGGUCAAGGACACUAAGCAUACAGCUCAAACGGCUUACAGAGGGUUCAACAGCCUUCAACAACAUCAAACAGCUAUAUCAUCGCCAUUCAAAGUUGGAGGUAUCCGGCGGAAAAAUCAUCGACGAAAUUGCUCAGGACAUCGAACAGUUGCUCAAUCAUAAGGCAGAAGCCGUAUGGGAUCUGGUUAAUGAAGCAGAGGGUAUAUACGAAAACUACACCGCCGAUGAUGAUCUUAAUUACGAAUACAUGAACGCCAAGAGUGUGCGGAGCGAGGAAGAGGUCCAUGUAAUGUCGGACAGUGAGCACAUGGGGGUGUCGGAGAUGGUUCUGGAAGCCCCUACUCUCCCACUCAGUCCCGACUCCAGGUUCAAUAACAUGCUCGUGAACCACGAGAAUAGCACAGUCCACGUGCCUACGAACGUCUAUGACAAAUUUCCACGGAUCGUUAACGGCGCUUACUGGACAAGCAGGCUGGAUACAACCUUUAGGGGGAACUUGCAGCGCAUCCCGACCAUUAAAUGGCAAUACUUCUGUAGCUCAGAUGGCUUCUUCCGGGUGUUCCCAGGAAUGAAAUGGCCUCGGAACAACGAGGCAAGUGGUAUCGAUCUAUAUGAUUGCCGCGUACGAACGUGGUACCUUCAAGCAGCCACCUGUCCUAAGAACGUGGUCAUCCUGUUGGACGCCAGCGGUAGCAUGAAAGGUCAGCGCAUGAUCAUCGCCAGCAGCACCGUGAAACACAUGCUUAACACGCUGGACGACGAUGACUACUUUAACAUUAUCCGGUUCUCCGACAAAGUGGAAUAUGUGGACCCUUGCUUUAACGGCACCAUGAUGCAGGCCAAUGUACGAAACAAGCGGAAAUUACAGCAACUCGUGGACGAAAACACUGACACGGGAGAGAAGGCAAACUUCGGGAUCGCCUUUGAGGAGGCAUUCCGACUUCUCAAUCAAGAGCGCUAUGAACGCGGUGGUCGGCCGCUGUGCAACAAGGCAAUCCUUCUCAUCACGGACGGCGUGCCAGAACAUUACGCCCAUGUCUUCCAGGAGAACAACUGGCCUCACAAAUCGACGCGGGUGUUUACAUUCCUAAUUGGACGAGAGGUUGGUGACGUCAGGGAGAUUCGCUGGAUGGCCUGUGCAAACAAGGGUUACUUUUCACACAUUUCCACGCUGGCAGAUGUUCAGGAAAACGUACAGAAUUACAUCCGCGUGCUGAGUAGACCCAUGGUGAUCAACCGUUACCACAACCGCAUCUGGACAUCCGUCUACCUGGACCACAUGUCUGCUCUUAAUCGGAAGGAGGGCCUUCAGUUCAUGACGUCCGUAUCGAUCCCAGUGCUGGACAUGAAGAAUACUACACUUGGAGAGGGUCACCUUCUUGGAGUGAUGGGAACGGACAUUCCGAUCGCCUCCUUGAAAGACCUUGCUCCAACAUACAAGCUAGGGGCAAACGGAUACGCCUUCGUUAUCAACAAUAACGGCUACGUUUUGCUACACCCUGACUUUAGGCCGUACCGAAAGAGUCCCAAAACGAAACAAACGUUCCUUAACCCACUAUACCAGAAUCUUGACAUACUAGAAGUGGCGAACGCCGACAACAAACAGCAGUUCAGAGACAUUGUAGUGGAGAUGUUGUCCACGAAAGGUGGAAGCAGUGAUGAAGUGUAUAUGUGGACUUUCUAUGACAACAUGAAACGUAUGGUAAAGAGGAACUACCAAGUUUACUACAGAAAGAUCGCAAAUACAAACUUCAGCAUCGGUGUUGCUCUGCCUCCAACCAGCCUCCUUAACCUGACUCUUGGUGCCAUCUCUCCGAAUGCCAUCCUGAAUGAAUUGACAGCUUGCUUUAAUGAAAACAACGUUGAGAUCGCUCCAUGGCGUUAUUGUAGAGACCUUGAUCCCAAACUGCAAGGCAAAGAAAGAGAACAAGCCUUGCUUAAGCUCAUUGAAAAAGAUAUUAAUCUAUGUGAGAUACAGCUCCUGCGCGACCUGAUCUAUGACUAUCGAAACCUGAGAAACAUAAGUCUAUUAUGGGGUCAGCAAGGAGUCUCCUUUCCACGAACGAGCGGUGUCCGUCUUGUAUUCAUUGGAACGAAGAACGGUAUGACCAAAUACGUAUCCAACUCACCAGGUGCCCCUGGUUUCAUUCUAAACAACACGGAUACCCUGGAGGCAGUGUAUUACCGGCGAGCCAUCGAGGGGGUGGAGCGUAUGGAUAAACAGCCGCAGUACAACUUUACAUACUCUGUCCCUAUUGGCAAAGUAUUCAACGCAUCGUUAACAAGGGUCACUGUAGCCGUCCCAAUAACACGGGAGGAACAGCAUCUCGUCAACAAGUUUAUUGUCGCUGGGGUUGUUGGUAUGCAGAUGACGUAUGAGCUGUUUUAUGACGUAAUGAAUAGAUCGACGUCGAGAAGUGCCUCCUCUAGAUUCUGUCCUCCAGGCGCAUUGGACUGCGACAUUGUGGCCUGUUGGAGUGGAAAAUUGAAGUGUUAUCUAGUUGAUAACCAUGGUUACGUCGUCGCCUCAAAGUCGCCCCGUGGAGAGGUUGGAAAGUUUUUUGGUGACGUUGAAAACGGCGUCAUGGCAGGCCUGGUUACGCAAGGCGUGUUUUACGGGCACAAUUUUACAGAUUACCAAGCUAUAUGUGAUAUUACGGCGUUUGAGACGGAAUCCAGCGCCGCAUCUUUAUUGCUCAAUCCUCUUAAAGCCUUAGUGCACACAAUCUCGUGGUUCGUUGUCGAGAUUGUCAUCAUGUUUGCGGAGUUCAGUGUUAGCAACUUCUUCAGUUCUGUACACUCACAGCUAGAGGAAAUGGACUAUGGAGAGUUUGAACAUAAUUGUUCAACCUUCCAGGCUGACUACGAUUACGAUACUCUUCGAGGGGGCGAAAAAAUCAUAUACAAUCAGCAACUUAAGCGGCUCUGUGAGCAUGGUAACACCAUGGAACAGGUGGUUGGCUUUCGGCCAUGUCAUAAAACGUUUACUCUUUACAAGGCCAACUUGGUGGCCUUCUGGUACAGACGGAGCAAGGCGGUGUCUGGAAAUGUCUCCGGCUGCUCAUUCCAUGAGGUUGGGAACUGUGACUAUGAUCCAAUGAAUCCUCCUAAUCCAGAUGAGGAAGGAUGCACCAUGGUUACAAAAGAGUGCCUAACGAAUUGGGUGGCGUCACAUGUAGAGGAUACAAAUAUGGUGCUGGUCGUUGUCGACGCCACAUGUAAUAAGUGCCAAGACAGCGACACUCCUGACUACGACUUCCGACUCGCCCACAGGGAAAUUACUUAUGGCGAGGAGGAAGUGUGUUCCGAGCGGCGGCGUCGAGGGGCUCACCUUCCACACCGCGCACACACGUGCACGGAUACCAGUUCAGAGGAGGACCGGUUAAACUGCCGGGGCUGUUUCAUAGUUCCAAGUGGACAUCUUUUGGUCACCAUCGUUUUGUUGUCCGCCUGGCUCCAACCGCUCUAGUCCAGCCUGCAGAUGAUAACUAAUUUUAUGAUAACGCUACUGCCUUGCACUUAUUAUGCAAAAAACCUCUUGUUAUAUAUAUCAAGGCCUUUUUCACACCUUUUCUGUCAGGAGCUGUACUCCGAAUCGAAAUGUACUUAUCUUUGCUAUAAGUAAAAGUCGAACAAGUUACAUGUACAAUGGAUGUUUAUCUCAUUUUAAGUUUUAUAUUAUAUUAUAUUUAUUGAUAUAUUCAAGUUGUUUCGAUUUUUGUUUAACUAUAUGUAAAAUAACAAAAUUUUAAAAUCUUUAAAUUGUUGCUUUUUUAAUUAUUAAAGUAUAGCAGGUUUUUUCGCAUUUCUUUUUGAAUCGAUCAGGUGGCUUUUUAGGAUGAUGUGAAAUAUAUUCACCAACAGCUGUUAAUGUUUGAAUAAUGAUGUCGUGAAUUUCUAUCUUCGUGGAAUUGGCAAAAUCAAAUUUUGAAAAUAGUGGACCUGUACAGUGCUUAUUUGAAGCAGACUGUGGUGCCAAAGGUACUCAUGAUCAAAAUCAGGACUAUUUUCGUCAGAAACUAUGACUUAAGUUUUGCUAUUUAAUAGGUUGUAAUACCUAGUGUGAUGAUAGGGGCGCUCCCAUAUAUCGUAAAACCCUGGGGUGUUUCUUUAUAUCGUUAAACCCCGUAUAAUGUAAGGUGUGUUCCUACAUUUAGUUAAACCCCUUAUUAUAUAAGGGUCGCUUCUUGAAAUCGUAUAUCUCCUUAAAAUUUAAGGAGAACCCCUUAGUAACGUAAAACCCUUUAUAAUGUAAGAGGUGCUGCCUUUAUCGGAAAUCUCCUUAUAUUGUAUGGGGCGUUCUUUCAUACAUUUGCUCAAUAAUAUGUAUAUAUUUGAAGGUAUUUUGCAAAUGUAUAUCCUUAAUUUAUUAUUAUGAAAACUAGACAAUAUUUUGUCUGUUUUUUCACAAAGUAAAUAACGUUUUUCAUAAAUCGCUCUUCUUUUUGUUUAAAAUAUUUCUGCGUACCAUUUAUUUAGUUGUCAUUAAAACUUUUGAAAAUGUUUGUUUUUUUAAAUUAUAUUAAUGAGAAACAUCAUGGUUUGUUUCUAGUAUUCUAAGGUUAUCGAUCCAUCAUUAAUAAAAAAAAACUCGUACUGGUAUCAGUUUCAUUUUAAACUAAGAAUAUGUAAAAUUUGAAUAUUUAAAAAAAAACAAGAACUUUUUUUUAAAUAGAUAAUUUGAUACUAAACAGAAUCAAAUGAAUUAUGUUUAUUACCUCCAUUUAAUAUAUUAUAUCUAAAAGUAGCCUUAUUAAGGUAUGAUUCAAAAAUGUAGUUCAUGCACAAAAAUGGUUUAUCAAUAUAAAUUAAACAUAGAAAUAAUCUGUAUGUGAAAGGCGCACAUUAUAGGUUGAUUUUGUUUUGAAUGCUUUAUCGUGUUUUACUCAUUUUACUUAAAUCAUCGAAGCAAGAUCAGUGUAUGAUUUAGAUACAGAUAUAAAAUGAGUAAUUUCUCGGCUCUUUUUAAUUGCAAAAGGCUUGUCUGUAUCUUUUGAAUAAACUUUCUUCCUAUGAUUAAAUAAAUAAUUUGCGAUAUCUAUACUUUUUCUGUAUCUAUAUUUGUCACUGUUUUAUCUGUAUCUAAUAAUAUGCAUUUAUUAUCAUAAAAGUCCAAUCAGUUAAACAUGAUAAUGCAUCAAAAUCAUCAACCUGUAUGUUAUAAAUGCCAAAAUAAUAAAAAGUUUAAUCAUUAUAAUAUUGCAUAGAACUAAUCUGGACGUUAAUAUCGUAAUGAUGGAUGGCUGACCUUAGGUCACAUUUGUUCACUUUUUGAUAUCUUGUAUCUAACUUGUAUAUGUUUGCUCACGCAUGUUGAUAUUCAAUAAACGUUAUUUUCCUA
Mya arenaria is the source of this 6010-nucleotide messenger RNA. Its product is annotated as voltage-dependent calcium channel subunit alpha-2/delta-3-like. Gene Ontology annotation, cellular component: voltage-gated calcium channel complex. Gene Ontology annotation, molecular function: voltage-gated calcium channel activity. The record is from RefSeq and is a predicted model, not a curated record. The transcript is spliced from 34 exons. Bases 530 to 4138 code for a protein of 1202 amino acids. Lineage: Eukaryota; Metazoa; Mollusca; Bivalvia; Myida; Myidae.